Molecule: messenger RNA, 2383 nt
Organism: Salvelinus namaycush (lake trout)
Lineage: Eukaryota; Metazoa; Chordata; Actinopteri; Salmoniformes; Salmonidae
Product: rho guanine nucleotide exchange factor 28-like
Exons: 16
Coding region: 248-2383 (711 amino acids)
Biological process (GO): regulation of Rho protein signal transduction
Source: RefSeq, a predicted model, not a curated record
UACAACGAAGGCUGGCAGCGGUGCUUUGGAAAACCCACUUCUCCAAAAUUAAAGUUUGACUACAUUCUUCUUACCGAACGGGAGACUUCACAGAAUAGACUCGCUUUUUUUCUCCGUUUUUUUUUUUACCAUUGCUUAUUGGGGAAAUGACUAAACCAUCAGACUUUUAGGAGAAAAUACAUUGGAAACUUUCUACACAGGAAGCAAGGUCUAACUGCAGAUUGCGGACGACUCAGAUGCUCAGAACAUGGAGCUGAACAGAGGAGAAGUACCUCUAUAUGGCCAGGUGGAGGUCCGUGCUGUGUUACAGGUUCCAGAUCUGGACAGGGAACCAGAACAGACAGAGUUCUACGUGGUUCUAGAAGGUUCCAGACUAGCCCAUGUUACUGUAGUUAAGAGAGCGGAGGAUGGAGAGUCUCUUUGCUUCACAGUUCCUGGUCACGACCUCCAAGAGACCGCCUCUGUCACAGUGUAUCGUCACACAGAGGGCGGAGCCAAGCCUUGUGGAGGCAGGGCCUCCCUGAGGUACGUCUGGGAUUUGCCACAGGAAGUGGCCGAGUACCUGCUAGCCAACAGCGACUGUCUGAGUCCCCAGAGCCACCUGGAGGUUCUGAGGAGGGUCUCAGCAGCUCCAGGGGAGGGUGACAUGGAGUGUGACAUGAGCGCUGGUCCAGGAAAGGAGCACUCUCUGGGACAGACAGACCAGGAGGAGGAGGGGGUUAGAGGUGGGAGACCCAGACCUGAUCCACAGAUAGAGUGUCAUCUCAGGGAGAUGGAUGAGAGGAUAACCCAGGCCGUGGCCAACCUGAACUACCCUCUGGAGUGGAGCGGCAAGGCCAGCCAACCUAGAGAAGAGCUCCUGCCCAGGGAGGCUCUCCUCCACCUCUCAGUGCGUCUGGGUUUGCUCCAUCUCUCCCGCUUUCUGAUUGGCCAGCCUAUGGGUCAGAGGGCACUGACCAUGCCCAAUGAGGAGGGGGAAACGCCCCUCCAGCUGGCUCAGAGGAGAGGAGACCACUCCCUCUUUAUGGCACUCGCUACUUCACCUGUCCCUCAGAGGUCUCCCCUUGUCGGGGUGUGGUGUGUAUGGGCAGAUAGCACCCGUGUACUGAGGUUCUGUCCUGGAUCUGGCUGCCUCUCCCUCACCUACCUGGGGGGCCCUGAGAGCAGUGUUCUGGGCAACAUCCUGGUCCUCAGAGAGAAACUGAUGGACCACAACAUCCUCAGACAGAUCUCAGCACUGCGAGGUGAUGUUCAGAUGGAGGACAGUUACGGAUUGGACGUCCAUAGAAGUGAUGCCAGUGACGGAGGUCUGGGCAGGGGGCUGCCACUUAGAUACCUUACUCUGGUGGAUAGUGUUUUUGAAGAUCAGCUUGUUCUCUCUCUGGAUGAUGAUGAGGAGCUUCCAACGUUACAAACAGUAAAGUCCCAGACGACCCACCCCAGAGGAACCCAGAGACAGUUCUCUCACUCUGCUGCUACAGACACAUUAGCCUCCAUGAUCAAUGGCAGGAGUCAGCUCGACACAGAGGUGGAUGACCUAAGGGCUAAGGUCAGUGUUGCUAGGAUAACGAGGGACAGCUCUGUGACUGUCAGCAGGGUGUGGGACUUGUUGGACUCAGAGGCCCUGCUCCUACAGGCCACCUCCACCCCUCUAUCUCCCUUGGGACUAGAGGAACAACAGUCCCCCUCUGUCUCUCACUCCCCCUCUCCCUCACCUUCCCCCGCUGACCGAGCCCUCGUCCGACUCAACAGCAACUCCCACUCUUACCUAACCAAUCAGAGAGGGAGCCCGCCUCUGGAAUCCCCUGACCUCAGCCCCAGUCUGGUAGCUCUAGUGAUGGACAGUGAGGAAGAUGAGGAGGGGUUCCUGGUGAAGUCUUCCCUCUCUCCCAUCUCUCCUCUGACCUCUGACCCUCGUAGCAGCGGGGACGACACCUCCCUAGACCUCACCUGCACACGCACACACUCCGCGUCCUCAGACGGCGACCCCACCCUCGCAAAGGAUAUGGGCAACCAGGGGAUCAGACACCGCUCCUAUUCAUCCCCCAAGAUUAGCCUGCUGCCCCCCCGCUUCUCCCGCAAAACCCUAGCCACGCUUGCGACCUCUGACCUCAGCCCAGAACAGAGAACAUUCAGUCUAUCAGAGCAGCCUCUCGAAAAAAGAAUUGAAGAGGAGGAGUGGGACAAGUACAACAUCCCCUCCAAGGUGGAGUCAGAGAAAUACAAAGUGAUUCGUACCUUCAGCUUCCUCAAGAGUAGGAUGUCCACCACUCGCAACAAGAACAAGAAACCUCAGGAUAAGUAUGCAGUGACUAUGGUGAAGAACCGAACAGCAUCCCUCCCACAGAGUGAGUUUUACAUCACACAGUCCAAAGGUCAUUGA